This is a messenger RNA of Chiloscyllium plagiosum (whitespotted bambooshark), 1999 nucleotides long. Lineage: Eukaryota; Metazoa; Chordata; Chondrichthyes; Orectolobiformes; Hemiscylliidae. The record is from RefSeq and is a predicted model, not a curated record.
GAUUCUCCUUCAACAUUUUAAGUUUGGUAUUCCUCACUGCAAAAAUGUCGACAGCUCAAAACCAGAUUCGAACAAUGACUUUGUGAAUACUUUUAGCGACAUUCAUCGUGAAAUCUUUCAAGUGCAAGAGUUCACCAGCGCAGUCACAUUGAAACUGAAAGCUGUUUGAAUCCGGAAGUGCUGAGUGUGAUCAUGGCUUCCAGACAGCAGCUCCUGAGACUAACCGAGGAGACAAUUUGUCCCAUUUGUCUGGAUUUCUUCACCGAUCCGGUUACACUGGAUUGUGGACACAACUUCUGCCGCUCCUGUAUCACCCAGAGUUGGGAAAAGAAGGAGAUAAACUCCUGCCCGCAAUGUAGAGAGAAGUUUCCGGAAAGAAACCUCAGGGUAAAUCGGGCCUUAGCGAAUCUGGCCGAGGAGGCUCGAAAAUUAAAGCUGGAUCCGAAAGAGAAGGAAAGUAAACCUCGCUGUGAGAAACAUCAGAGAGAACUGGAGUUGUUUUGUGAAACUGACAGGAAAUUGAUCUGUCUGAUUUGUAGAGAUUCGAGGGAACACAGAGAGCACCGCUUCCUGCCGAUCAAUGAGGCUGUUGAAAUCUACAAGGAUCAGAUGAAAUCCUCCAUAGAAUCUCUCACAGAGAAGAAAUCGGCAGCUUUAAAGACAGAACUGACCCAGAAACGGAAGAUUUCCGAAGUGAGGGAACAGGCGAGCAGUCUGCAGACCCACAUCACAUCCGAGUUCACUAAAAUGCACCAGAUUCUCACUGAGAAAGAGCAGCGUUUACUCAGGGAUCUCAGGGAAGAAGAGGAGAGGGUUGUAGAACCAAUGGAGAAAAACCUUCGAGAGAUUCAGGAAAAUUUAAAUUCUAUUGAGGAGAAACUCUCAAUUGUACAGAAACAGAUGGAACAAAAAGACGAGCUGAUAUUUCUGAAGGAGGAAGCUUGUCAGAAGAGAAGGAUUAGUGAUAAUCAUCAGGAUCUCUCAAUAGCAGAUUUUGCGCUGCCUAUUGGAAAGUUCACCGGCCCUUUACAGCUUACAGUCUGGAGACAAAUGAUACACACCAUUCACCCAGCUCCAGCCUCUCUGACUCUGGAUCCGAACACAGCGAAUCCCUGGCUCAUCCUGUCUGAGGACCGGACCAGUGUGAGACUCGGAGACAAACGGCAGCCGCUCCCUGACUCACCAGAGAGGUUUAAUUCCCGGCUCUGUGUCCUGGGAUCAGAGGGAUUCACAUCAGGGAGACAUUACUGGGAGGUGGAGGUGGGGGAGAAGAGUCGAUGGGGUCUGGGAGUGGCCCGAGAGUCUGUGAAGAGGAAAGGGGGAAUCGAACUAGAACCGGAGACCGGAUUUUGCAUUGUGUGGUUGACAUCAGUAAAUUAUUAUCUUGCUGCCACGUCCCCUGCGUGGACCCCCCUCUCCCCGAGUGUGAAUCCCCGGAAGAUCGGGGUUUUCCUGGACUAUGAAGAUGGACAGGUGUCAUUUUACAAUGCGGACACCAUGUCCCAUUUCCACACUUUCACCCACACUUUCACUGAGAGGAUCUUUCCAUUCUUCUGUCCGGGAUGGAAUAUUGGCGGGAAAAACUCCACCCCUCUGACAAUCUGCGGGAUUAAAGGACACUGACAGAUCCAUCCCAUAAUUUCACCCAGUCCCCCUGCCUCCUGCCAGCUGUAAACUGAUGGGGGUCGGUCUCAGUCUGAGGGAAAGAAGGAGGGGGAGAGAGAAACAAAUAGAAAUUCAAUUGUAGAUAGGGACUGACUGGGUAGAGUGAGCUGUGAAGGAAAAUAAUAUAAAUUUGUGAGGGAUUGAAACUUGUGUGUUUUUGCAGACUUCUCGUUGAAAUGGAUUAUUUAAAUAUCUAUAAUGGGAUGAGACUGUUGCAACAACUGAAUUGAUAAACUGUUCACAGUGAAUGUGAUGUGUGAACUGAUCAUUUGUGUACAUCAUUAGCAAAUAAUGUUUAACCACACAAACAGUUCAGAUAAAGUACAUAAGAAUA